AUGCGGGAGAAGACAACAUCGGCAGCAACCCCCAUGCGAUGUCGCAAGGAAUUGGCCGCGACGUUGACGCGCACGCGAAACUCGCCACGGACUCCCGUGACGUUUGAAUUGGCAACGGAACGUGGUCUUCACAAUUUUUCGCGCCGCGGCCCGCGGGUGCGUGCGAAGUCUUCCAUUGCCGUUCAUGCCGCCACGGCGUCGCCCCUGUCGCUCUUGGAACAGACGCUUUGGACAGAAAUAGAGCAACUCAACGCGGCCACCAACCGCCUACGGGAGCGAAUUCUUGAGGUGAAACGCGAGUUUUCUGCAGACGCCAUUGCGGCUGUUACAGGAGGGGAGCCACUUCCUGUAGAAGCUCGAACAGGUGGCUUAUUUCGGAAUCCGCCGAAGCAACGGGGGCAAAAUUCAAAGGAUGAACCGCCCUAUGCCGUGACUUUUACUCCCAGCCAUUCUCAAAAAAAGGCCGCCAACGUGCGGCUGCAAUUUACUUCACCACGUAAGACUCCAAUGAAGGAGAAUGACAGCAGUGUGUUGACGUCGUUGGCGAUGUUUGAGUACACCCCACAGAAUGAUGAUCACCGUGAAGGUGCUCGCCCGACGGAAAAUAGAAAUGUUUUGCAGGAAUUGAAGCGUGAUGAAACUUUUGAGACGGGUACUCCCGUUCAUCUUUCUGAGGCGGCUACGAUGGGCGGACCAUUUGUUGUUGAUCUACAGAAAUCUGAUCACGGUGCCGCAAAUAACACGGCUGAAAAACCAACGGAAUUAUCAACGAGUGUGGAUUCGGCUCGAGAAUCCGCCAAACAUUUGCUUCUGCAAGCAAACAUGAUGGGCGUGGAACAGGACCUGAAUCACUACAUGUCUGACCUUCUCGCUAUCCAGCGUGAUACCCUUGACGCCCAAAAGCGCGGCCUGAUAGAUCCAAAUGAUUCAUCUGUUCGUGAAUUGCGCCUCGGCAUACGAGAUGAACUCAACGCGUGUCGUGCGCGCAUAUUGACCCUUGAAUCUCUCCAGACCUCAUUGUCUGCUGGGGUUGCUACAAAGAAAACCAUUUCUUGA
Messenger RNA from Trypanosoma cruzi, 1056 nucleotides. RefSeq lists its product as uncharacterized. The transcript has a single exon. Bases 1 to 1056 code for a protein of 351 amino acids. NCBI's taxonomy places the organism in Eukaryota, Euglenozoa, Kinetoplastea, Trypanosomatida, Trypanosomatidae. The record is from RefSeq and is a predicted model, not a curated record.